This is a messenger RNA of Myodes glareolus (Bank vole), 2379 nucleotides long. The record is from RefSeq and is a predicted model, not a curated record. Lineage: Eukaryota; Metazoa; Chordata; Mammalia; Rodentia; Cricetidae.
UGUUCUCCUGGUCACCGUCUGUUCCCGGCCGGUCUCAACAGUGACAGGCGUCUCCCGCAUCCGAAAGAGGUCAAAAAUGGGAAGCGCAAGGCUUUCUAGGUGAUGUCCAUGCCAAGAACUUUCAUUAUUGAGGUUCCUCAGUGCUGAACUAACAAGAGGGUACUUCCUCGAACAUAACGAGGCCAAGUAUACAGAGCGAAGAGAAAGAGUGUACACUUGUAUGCGAAUACCAAGAGAAUUGGAAAAGCUCAUGUUUUUUGGAAUCUUCCUGUGCCUCGAUGCCUUUCUGUAUGUGUUCACCCUGCUUCCUUUAAGAGUCUUCCUGGCGCUGUUCAGGCUCUUCACUCUGCCUUGCUAUGGCCUGCGGGACAGACGUUUGCUUCAACCUGCGCAGGUGUGUGACAUUUUGAAGGGUGUCAUCUUGAUAAUGUGCUAUUUUAUGAUGCACUAUGUUGACUACUCCAUGAUGUACCACCUGAUAAGAGGGCAGUCUGUCAUCAAGCUCUACAUCAUCUACAACAUGCUGGAGGUAGCUGACCGUCUGUUCUCCUCGUUUGGACAAGAUAUCUUAGAUGCUCUCUACUGGACAGCCACAGAGCCUAAAGAAAGAAAAAGAGCACACAUCGGAGUUAUCCCUCACUUUUUCAUGGCUGUUCUCUAUGUCUUUCUACAUGCAAUUCUCAUAAUGGUUCAAGCAACGACACUCAAUGUGGCUUUCAACUCACACAACAAGUCACUGCUUACUAUCAUGAUGUCCAACAAUUUUGUUGAAAUUAAAGGAAGUGUUUUCAAGAAGUUUGAAAAGAACAAUCUCUUUCAGAUGUCAAAUAGUGAUAUUAAGGAACGAUUCACAAAUUAUGUACUCUUGCUAAUAGUGUGCUUAAGAAACAUGGAACAGUUUUCUUGGAAUCCAGAUCAUCUUUGGGUCUUGUUUCCUGAUGUCUGCAUGGUGAUCGCAUCAGAAAUUGCUGUGGAUAUUGUAAAGCACGCCUUUAUCACCAAAUUCAAUGACAUCACUGCAGAUGUCUACAGUGAAUAUAGAGCCAGCCUUGCUUUUGACCUUGUUAGCAGCCGGCAGAAAAAUGCAUAUACAGACUACAGUGACUCCGUAGCACGGAGGAUGGGAUUUAUUCCUCUCCCGCUAGCUGUCUUACUCAUCAGAGUUGUAACAAGCUCAAUUAAAGUGCAAGGAAUCCUGUCGUAUGCCUGUGUCAUACUCUUCUAUUUUGGGUUGAUCUCCCUGAAAGUACUUAACAGCAUUGUGCUGUUGGGCAAGUCAUGUCAAUAUGUGAAGGAAGCCAAGAUGGAAGAGAAGCUGUUUAAUCCUCCCCCAGCCAGCACUCCCAGCAAACCCUCCAGUAAAUCCCAGAACAAGGGCAAGUCCUCUCAAGGCCUUUCCACAGAAGAGAACCUGCCCACUUCCACCACCAGCCAGCCUGUCCAUCAGAAAGAAAACAUCAUACCCUUACUUGUGACCAGCAAUUCUGAUCAAUUUCUGACAACCCCAGAUGGCGAUGAGAAGGACAUAACACAGGAGAACUCUGAAUUAAAACACAGAUCCUCAAAGAAAGAUUUGCUAGAAAUAGACAGGUUCACAAUCUGUGGGAAUCGGAUUGACUGAGGUUGUAGCUGAUGAGGUGAAGAUGCCGGGCCCUGGGACCACAAAUGCUGGUCCGCCAGGACACACUUGCUAAAAAUGGCACUUAAAUAUUUAUUUAAAAACUUAAAUUAUUAAUGGCAAGCAAAUCUUAGUAUCUUUCUUCCAGUAAUGUGGCCUGACAAAAGGGCAGAUCACGGAACAGCGCCGGCUCCUGGCCUCGACUGGAAUGCUGGUGGAAGAUGAAUACUUCCUCCUGCUUGGCCAACAGCAGCGGCACUGCUGGCACCGAGCCAGAGAGCACUGCAGGAGCCCCUUUGUCUCGUCAGCCUGGGCUUCCUGAAUGGUGGAUUUUCCUCAAGGCCUCUUCAGUAUAAGGACAUACCUGGGAAACUGUGAAGCUUUUACCGUGGUUAUCUUUCUGGCCUCAUACAGCUUCACAAACUCUCCAAACUUGACUUCACCUGCCAAAGCACUAAAAAAAAAUUAUUAAAUAUAAGUCCAGAUAAAUGUUCUUACCACCAGAGUCAUCCUUGGCAAUACAUCUGAACUAAUAAGCAAAAUAAAAGGCUACAUAAAUACAUGGUGAAUAACAGCAUCUUAUAGGAAACAGAGCUGUCCCAUUCGUUUACUUCAUGAAGGUCAUGUGUCAUGUGUAGCAGUGUGAGCUGUAUGGUAACUAAUGACAGUGACACAGUAAAAGGCAGUCUGUAAUGCACGCACAGAGCAGUGUCACCUGUGAGGUGCAGUUACCCGCUUUCAUUUUAAAGCUGCAUCAGUUA